This is a messenger RNA of Carcharodon carcharias (great white shark), 2644 nucleotides long. RefSeq names its product volume-regulated anion channel subunit LRRC8C-like. The transcript is spliced from 3 exons. Gene Ontology annotation, molecular function: protein binding. The record is from RefSeq and is a predicted model, not a curated record. Bases 116 to 2575 code for a protein of 819 amino acids. NCBI's taxonomy places the organism in Eukaryota, Metazoa, Chordata, Chondrichthyes, Lamniformes, Lamnidae.
UGGCAAUGAAAGAUUGGUUAAAGAAUAUGUAAAGAACAUUCAGAUGGAGGAGAAAAGAAAACCAUUAAUUCGGAAAAAGAUUAGAAGUUAGCAAUGGUCUGUUCGGUGUCGAGGUAUGUUUUCAGUGGUGGAGCUAAAAUAUUUUGGAGACCAAAGAGCUACAUUUAAAAUCUUGAAACCAUGGUGGGAUGUUUUCACAGAUUAUUUAACUAUUCUGAUGCUUAUGGUAGCAGUUUUUGGAGGGACAUUGCAGAUAUCAACAGACAAGAUAAUAUGUGUCCCUGUGCCGGAAGGCUUCUCAAUGGCCACCAUGCGAUGGAACAAAAGUGCUCUUAAAGGUCUUAAACUAAAUAGUUUUGAUUCGGGAUUUAAGACCGACUUGGACCGCGAACAAUAUAAUUUAAUGGAUCAGUAUUGUUAUGAUCAUGCAAUUCAGUGGUAUUCAAAAUAUUUCCCAUACAUAGCUAUCAUUCACACGCUUGUAUUUUUGAUAAGCAGUAAUUUCUGGUUCAAAUUUCCAGGAACAAGUUCCAAAAUUGAGCAUUUUAUAUCAAUCCUUGGAAAAUGUUUAGAUUCUCAGUGGACUACUAAGGCACUUUCAGAAACUGUCUAUGAGGAUUCAGAUCUACAGAUUCCACAAAGAACAGUUUUAUCAACUGAACCAUCCGUAUCUUGCUCUUUGAACCUACAGCAGUCCUCCGAUACUGCCCUAUUACUGGGACAAAAGGAAUCCAGUAAUGACAGACUGUGUGAGAAUGAAGCACAAGUGUCAUUGUGCAAACCUCCAUACAAGACUUUCAAAACUGUCGGAGGUGGUGUUUAUGGUUAUGCUGCAGUGAAAAUCCUAGAUAAAAAGGAGGGUGAACAAGCAAAAGCAUUGUUUGAAAAAGUCAAAAAGUUUCGUCUUCACACAGAAGAAGGUCAUAUUCUUUAUAUGAUGUACAUAAGACAAACUAUUUUACGUUCUGUUCAAACAAUUCUCGUUCUUGCCUAUUUUGUAACUCGGAUUCCUCAAAUGAAACAUAUUGUCCACUGCGUAGAUAAAAUUCAUAUCACAGGUUUCACGGAAUUUUUCUGCAUCCAUGGUCUUUGGAGGAUAUUCAGGAUGUUGUCUACUGUGUAUGUUGUUGUCAUAUUUAUUUAUUGUAUAACCUGUAUCUACACAUUGUACUGGAUCUUCUAUUUUAAACUUAAGGAAUAUUCAUUUGCAUAUGUCAGAGAAGAAACUGGGAUUGAUGACAUUCCUGAUGUGAAGAACGAUUUUGCAUUUUUACUGCAUCUGAUUGACCAAUAUGAUAAACUAUAUGCUAGGAAGUUUGCUGUGUUUCUAUCUGAUGUUAGUGAAAACAAACUCCGUCAAAUAAACCUGAGCUAUGAGUGGACACAUGAGAAGCUUCAGCAACGUAUUGUUACUAAUGAAGACAACAAAACUGAAUUACAUCUUUUUAUGUUGCCCGGUAUUCCCAAUAACGUUUAUGAUAUUUAUAACCUGGAAGUACUAAAGUUGGAAUUUAUUAAGGAUGUCUCUAUUAGUGCAGCAAUUUCACAGCAAACUUCACUCCAAGAACUGUGGGUGUACAACUGUAUAAUAAAAGUAGAAAAUCGAGCACUUGCAUUUUUAAAAGACACAAUAACAAUUUUAAGAGUUCGGUUUUCAAACGCUUAUGAAAUACCACAGUGGAUGUAUUGUCUGAAGAAUCUCCGUGAACUGUACCUGGAAGGAAACCUAUUAAUCGACAAUAAAACUUCCAUUGUCCUGCAGUCAUUAUGUGAUUUAGAACGUCUUAAAUUUUUUCACCUAAAGUCCAAUGUCACCAAAGUACCUGCAGCAGUCAUUGAUGUUGCUCAUCACCUUCAGCACCUCACAAUCCACAAUCAGGGCAAAAGGUUCACCACUCUUAACGGCCUUAGGAAAAUGCUUUGCCUCUCUGUGUUAAAGCUGUAUAACUGUGAUUUAGAGAGAAUCCCAAGUGCUAUAUUUAGCUUGAGCAAUCUUCAGGAACUGGACCUCAAAGACAAUAAUCUGAGAACGUUGGAGGAGCUGGCGAGUUUUCAACAUCUUCGUAAACUCACUACACUCAAACUUCAUCACAACAAAAUUACACAGAUUCCUCUAUACAUUGCCAAGGCCAGCUCACUGGAAAUGCUUUAUUUAACUAAAAAUAAUAUUACUUUUCUUCCAUCAAAUCUAUUUAAACUCACUAGGCUACGACAUCUUGAAGUUGGUCAUAAUAAUAUUACAAGCAUUCCCAUUGAAAUAGAACAACUGGAGGACCUUCAUUACUUUGACAUUGAAAGUAACAAAGUAUCUGAGCUACCUUUAGAACUGUUUUACUGUACAAAGCUUAGAGUGCUGAUACUUUCACAUAAUCUUUUGACUUCCAUUCCACCCAAGGUGAAAAAUUUGACACAACUGCGACAACUAGAUUUGAAAGGGAACAAAUUGCAAUAUUUACCACCUGAGCUAGCAAAGUGCCAGUGUUUGAAAAGGAGUCAACUGAAUGUGGAAGAGGACAUUUUCAACACACUUCCAUAUGACAUCAGAGAAGAGUUUCUAAACAGAGAAUCUAGGUGAACAGCAAGUAAACUUCAGUUAAGGUUAAAUGAACUAUUUUCCUCAGAUUCUCAUGCAAAUCAAAAGUAU